AUGACCCACCGCACAACAAACGACGCCGCGACGUCAAACGUCCUGGCCUGGUCGACACAUUGCGCCAACAUGCCCUUGAUGGUUGAAGACGAGUCCGCUGAUGUCGACGAGCCUCCGGACGCCCAACUCCCCGUCUCUCCCAUCAGCAGCAUGUUCAAGCGGAACCCCAUCCGCCGCACUACUCUCGACCACAACGCCUCCCUCCUGACCAAGGCCCUCCACAGCCCUUCCGAAGAUGAGGACCCCGAGGCUCGCCCGGGCAUGUCCUUCUUCGCUCGUCGCCGCUCCAUGGCCAGCAACAUCAGCUUGGCCUCUACCGCCGACCUCACGAGCGACACCGGCUUGACCAGCCCCUCCCGCGCCAACACCCCUAGCCCUCCCCUUCCCGAGAUGCGUUACCUGAACCUCAACGACGAGCCUGCCAAGGAGGCGCCCAAGAAGCGCUGCAUCCAGUUUGCCUGCGCCGCGAAGCCCAAGGUCGCUGAGCCCAUCCAGGCCCAGCCCAUGGUGAAGGCUCCCUCUGCCCAGGAGACCCAGCGAAAGCCUUGCAUCAAGUUCGCCUGCCCCAUCCCCCAGCGUCCCGCCUCGACGCAGAACACACCGCCCCAGCGGAUGGAGAUGGCCGCUGCGCGACUUCAGCAGACUGCCUUCGACAAGCAGGCCUCUCCGGCGACGGUCCGCAAGGCUCGCUCGCGGUCUCCCAGACCCUCGCUUGCUCCUCCCCAUGUUGAGACGGAUGUGAAGUCUCCUACCACCAAGAAGUACAUUACCGCCAACGUCAACGACUUGAACAACGAGUCUUCUCACUUUCAUGACAGUCUCCGCGCCCGCCGUGGCCGGGCUCAGCGUAUCAAGAUUCGUCCUGGUACCCCUGAGCUUCCCGACAGCACCGACUUCGUCUGUGGCACUCUCGACGAGGACCGCCCUAUGGAGGACGCCUACAUGUCCUGCUUGGCGGCCCGCAGACGCGAGAAGCUCCAGCUCAUUCCUCAGGAUAUUGACCCCAGCUUCCCGGCUUCCGACCCGGAGGAUGAGGGCGAAGAGGAGAUCUACAACCCUGUCCACCACAGCAGCGACGACGAGAUGUUCUUCCACGGCAAGAUGGACGACCUGCAUCACGCCAACGACAGAAGCCGACGUCGCAAGAAGACGGAGCACACCUCCCCCAAGCGCUUCCACUCGCCUCCUCCCUUGAAGCGUCGUGCGUCGCCUGCUCCCAAGGCUCGUGGCCGCUCGCCUCGUCGCCUCUUUGAUGGCCCCUCGCCCCGCCGCCUGAGAUCUCCCGCACCUCAGAUGCUGAGAUCUCCUCCCGCAUCCCCCCGCAACGGCCACGGCGCCAUCGCCUUCAAGACCCUGGCGUCUCGCCCCGGUCUCACCGUUACCAAAUCCCUCCCCCGCCCUCCUUCCAUGUUCCCCCACAUGGCCAAGGGCCGCCGUGUCAAGGCUCCGGCCAACGACGUGCACAUCCGUGGCGCCAUCGACAUUGUCAAGGGCCUCGAGCGGAAGCGACAGCGUCGCAAGGAAAAGUUUUAUCAAAAGUACUGCAACCGCGCUCGCAAGGGACAAGUUCCCGAGCGCAAGCCGCAGCGCGGCCUCGGCUGCGAGCGCAUGAGAGAGUUGGGCCUGCUCAUGGCCGGCAAGAUCGACCAGGGCAACUACGUCCUCUCCGUCUAA
This is a messenger RNA of Colletotrichum spaethianum, 1674 nucleotides long. RefSeq lists its product as uncharacterized. Lineage: Eukaryota; Fungi; Ascomycota; Sordariomycetes; Glomerellales; Glomerellaceae. The transcript has 2 exons. The record is from RefSeq and is a predicted model, not a curated record. The coding region runs from base 1 to 1674 and encodes 557 amino acids.